GGCGCGGAAAGAGCAAAAACAGAAGUUUGUGAAGUUGAAGCUCAAUCUUUUCCCUGCAGGAAUGAAAGAUGGCUGUGAGUUUGGAGGACUACUUUCGCACCGUUUUCGAAGAGCAGCUCUCAACCAGUCUGCCCGCACCAGAGGAGGACCUGCGCACUGGAGCCACGCGCCUGCUGGACAAACGCAGAGAGAUAAAGCACAUGGACGCUGCUCUGAGGACACAGCAAGAGGAGUUUGAGGUGAAGAAAGAGAGUCUGAGACGGAGGAGAGACGAACUGAAGAUGAAAGAAGAGAAACUCAAAGACUCUUUACUGAAGUUUGACAAGUAUCUCAAAGAGAACGAUGCUAAGAAGACACGGGGUCUGAAGAAGGCCGAGGCAGAGAGAGCUGUAGUGAGAGAGAGAGAGCGGGAAGCGCAGCAGUUACAGAGAAACAUCGCCGCCCUGCUGGCCAAGAAGGAGCAGCUGCAGGCGCGAGUCAACCGCAAUAGAAUCUACUGGAGCUUCUUAGAUGGCGUCCUCAAGACCUCGAGGAAGUUCGAGGAUGUUGGGCAGCUGAUUGGCCGUUUCGACACGCUGGUUUGUACGCGGGAGCAGCUGCUGAAGCGGCAGAGCGAGGUGGAGAGUGAGAGAGAGAGGGAGGGUGUGGAGCUGAGGAGAUACGUCAGUGAGAGGGGAUCAGCGUUACUGCACUACAACAACCGACUCUCACAGCUACAGACUGACCUGGACACCAUCCUCUCUCAGGCCCUCAGAUGGGAAUCCACAUGGAAUCACAUCCAGGCGACGGCUGCCAAAGAGACGCUCCUGUUGGGCCAGAUAAAGGUCGUGACCCUGAACCUUUAUCACUUGACUGGCGUCGUCGCGGGUGGAGCUGAAGGGGUCGGUGUUGACGACACUCUGGAGCAGCUGGACAAGGUGAGGGAUUUCAUUAUUUUUUAUUUAUUAUUCUCUGUUGUACCUCAAGUGGUGAAAUUGUUUGGAAAGUGCGGAUUGCAAACAUUCAGUCCAGACUGCGUUAGCGUUUGUGAGUAGAAGAUAUUUUAUUAUGAUUUGAAUUUGCUGAAAAGUCUUGUUUUUUGCAUCCUUUACAUUUUUGACAUUUUGUUUUUCGUACUUUUUGGACAUAAAAAUGUCAGAAGCGCCCGACACAGACUUAAAAUCAAAUACUA
Messenger RNA from Colossoma macropomum (tambaqui), 1171 nucleotides. It is a transcript of the gene cfap73, whose product is annotated as cilia and flagella associated protein 73. The record is from RefSeq and is a predicted model, not a curated record. Bases 69 to 1034 code for a protein of 321 amino acids. NCBI's taxonomy places the organism in Eukaryota, Metazoa, Chordata, Actinopteri, Characiformes, Serrasalmidae. The transcript has 6 exons.